Messenger RNA from Daphnia magna, 1676 nucleotides. RefSeq names its product beta-1,3-galactosyltransferase 5. The record is from RefSeq and is a predicted model, not a curated record. The coding region runs from base 423 to 1652 and encodes 409 amino acids. The transcript has 6 exons. NCBI's taxonomy places the organism in Eukaryota, Metazoa, Arthropoda, Branchiopoda, Diplostraca, Daphniidae. Gene Ontology annotation, molecular function: hexosyltransferase activity. Gene Ontology annotation, cellular component: membrane.
CGACCGGAAAACAAAACCAGAGUUCCGUGAAUAGUUUUUUUUCUCCCGUGAGUUCAAUGACGACAAGAGGGCAGUUCAGUGAAACGAUUCCGUUAUGAUCGUUCCGGUAAUGCUCGGUGGAAUGAAGAAUGAGCCAGAUGCAGCCAACAGCACGGAAUAGCAAAGCAAAUCUAGCAAUACAAUUUCUAAGUGAACCACUAGCCAUCUGAGUUAUGGAAACGCAACACUAAGGUGUACAGUAGAAGUCCAACUUUCAAUUAUGGUGCUUCCUUUUGCUGCGUUCUACAGUAUUAAAUAUUCAACAUCAGUGUGGGAAGAAGAAACAGGAUUGAGCCGUAAGAGUGCUCGAUCAGGACUGGAAGCUUUUAGUGUGAACGAUCGGAUUUUUUUGUCUGCAAAAACUUGAUUUGGACAAUUGAGCCAUGAAGUAUCCGUUCAUUAAUUCGCAACUUUUGCGAAGGUUCAACAAAAAGACCGUCUUUGUUAAAUUGUUUGGCCUUACCGUGAUUACGGUAUGUAUAUUCAUUUUUCUCUUUAACCCGCCUCGAUUCCCUGUUGUUGUUCCAGUACGUCAACUAACAAAUAAACCAGAGACAGCCAUUUUCAACAGCUCUGCUGUGGUUGGCGUAGUUCAAAACACACGUCGACAUGUGUUAGGUUAUACUGGUUACACGAUUCAGCGACUUGGUCUUAAACCAAUUCCGCUCGCAUCUUCACUUCAACCCAAUACUGGAGAGCCCGUUAUCAAUGAUGUACUGUCCUUUAUGUACCCUAUCGACAUUAGUGCCCAGAAAAACUUUAAGUGCCGACAAUGGACAAACCGAUCGGUUGAACUCAUCCCAAACAUUAAAAGAACUCUGUUGAUUGUAGUGGUGUCAGCUGCCGAACAUUCUGCUAAACGAGACUUGAUUCGCAAAACAUGGGCAGGUCCAAGUCUGCGUAAAGUAGACGAGAUACAGUUAAUUUUUCUUGUUGGAUCAACUCUUGGUGAGGACCAAGUGAUCAAGGAUCGGUUAGAGAAGGAACAUGCAAAAUACGAAGACGUGGUGCAAGUGAAUGUCGUCGACACGUAUGCAAAUUUAACACUAAAGAGUGUCGCGUUGCUUCAUUGGGCUUACAGCCAUUGUCCUGCUGCUCAACUGGUCCUAAAGUGUGAUGACGAUACUUACCUAAAUUUUCAUGUAUUGAGUAAAUUGAUUAACAAGCAACAACUUAAACCCAUAAAUCGUCUCUACGGAUUAGGAAUUAUGGAAGACAGUCCUCAAAGAGAUCCAAACAACAAGUACUACAUCAGUAGAAAUGUUUGGCCAUGGUCCAAGUAUCCAGCCUUUGUCUCCGGCGGUGGAUAUCUGUUAGGCAGGGACACUAUUCAACCCUUAUUAGCUGCGGUACAGACUACACCGCUUUUCCCUUUGGAAGAUGUAUAUCUUACAGGUAUUUGCGCUCGAAAAGCCCGCAUCAAAUCUCUUUCAUCUCGAAGAAUUUACGAGCGCUUUAUUCCCAAAAAAAUUGAUGCCUGUUUCGUCCGUUUCACUGCCAUGUGGCAGACACAAUCCAAACUUCAAUUCCUUCAAUCGCACGAUAUUGUCUCACUUGUUUAUCGACGUAAUUUACCUUGUCGCAUUGCCUGUAAAUACCUAGGAAUAUGCUGAAUAUAUACGCUGUCUAAUAUUGCG